GGCGGAGGGGGAGAAUUAGUCCGUGUGGAGCGAGCGAGCUGAGUGGUUGUGUAGUCGAGUCCCGGAGACCGGUAGCGCUUGCAGCAUGGCUGACCAGCUGACUGAAGAGCAGAUUGCAGAAUUCAAAGAAGCUUUUUCACUAUUUGACAAGGAUGGUGAUGGAACUAUAACAACAAAGGAGUUGGGAACUGUAAUGAGGUCUCUUGGGCAGAAUCCCACAGAAGCAGAGUUACAGGACAUGAUUAAUGAGGUGGAUGCUGAUGGUAACGGCACAAUUGACUUCCCGGAAUUUCUGACAAUGAUGGCAAGAAAAAUGAAAGACACAGACAGUGAAGAAGAAAUUAGAGAAGCAUUCCGUGUGUUUGAUAAGGAUGGUAAUGGCUAUAUUAGUGCAGCAGAGCUCCGCCAUGUGAUGACAAACCUUGGAGAGAAGUUAACAGAUGAAGAGGUUGAUGAAAUGAUCAGGGAAGCAGAUAUCGAUGGUGAUGGUCAAGUAAACUAUGAAGAGUUUGUACAAAUGAUGACAGCAAAGUGAAGACAUUGUACAGAAUGUGUUAAAUUUCUUGUACAAAAUUGUUUAUUUGCCUUUUCUUUGUUUGUAACUUAUCUGUAAAAGGUUUCCCCCCUGUUGUCAAAAAAAAUAUGCAUGUAUAGUAAUUAGGACUUCAUUCCUCCAUGUUUUCUUCCCUUAUCUUACUGUCAUUGUCCUGAAACCUUAUUUUAGAAAAAUUGAUCAAGUAACAUGUUGCAUGUGGCUUACUCUGGAUAUAUCUAAUAAGCCCUUCUGCACAUCUAAACUUAGAUGGAGUUGGUCAAAUGAGGGAACAUCUGGGUUAUGCCUUUUUUUUUUUUUUAAGUAGUUUUCUUUAGGAACUGUCAGCAUGUUGUUGUUGAAGUGUGGAGUUGUAACUCUGCGUGGACUAUGGACAGUCAACAAUAUGUACUUAAAAGUUGCACUAUUGCAAAACGGGUGUUUUAUCCAGGUACUCGUACACUAUUUUUUUGUACUGCUGGUCCUGUACCAGAAACAUUUUCUUUUAUUGUUACUUGCUUUUUAAACUUUGUUUUAGCCACUUAAAGAAAAUCUGCUUAAUGGCACAAUUUGCCUCAAAUCCAUUCCAAGUUGUAUAUUUGUUUUCCAAUAAAAAAAUUACAAUUUACCCAA
This is a messenger RNA of Globicephala melas (long-finned pilot whale), 1165 nucleotides long. It is a transcript of the gene CALM2, whose product is annotated as calmodulin 2. The record is from RefSeq and is a predicted model, not a curated record. NCBI's taxonomy places the organism in Eukaryota, Metazoa, Chordata, Mammalia, Artiodactyla, Delphinidae. Gene Ontology annotation, molecular function: enzyme regulator activity; calcium ion binding.